GUGGAGCCGGCAGGAGUUGCUCCUCCUCCUCGCCGCCGCCGCCUUCUUGUCUUCCUCCGCAGCUCCGCUUUCUGGCCUAGUCGCGCUGCCGCCGAGGACGGUUCCCGAGGCUAGGGGUAGCACAUGACUCCUACAGUGAAGAUACAUAUAGUAUAUUGCUUCAACAAUAUUGCAAGUUGGAAGAGGAGAUGGGACAAGUUGCUGAGGCAUGGCUUGAGUGCCAGAAGAGAAUAGAGGAUUAUGUUGAUGAACAGGUGGCACUGAGAACAAAACAACACUUUCUGAAAGAAGACUGGGAAGUUUUUAAACAGAGGCAUAUCAUAGAAGAGUUAAAUGGCAAGAAAGCAAUAUCUGGCGAAAAUAACUUCACAGACACAAUGAGGCAUCUGUUGUCAUCACGACUGAGCAUUUCUGAUUGUCCCAAUUGCAAUUACAGGCGCAGAUGUACUUGUGAUGACUGCAGUCUGUCUCAUAUUCUGAUGUGUGGAAUCACUGAUGCACCAGUUACCGAUGACAUCCAUAGUAACCACCUACCACUACAAAUCGAUUCUGCUCCGGAUUAUUUUUCUGACAUCCACCUACCUAGUAUGUCUUCAGGAAGCUCAGGGUCCAGUUCCAGUUCCCCUUUUACUGUCCAGCAGAUAGACAAACCAAGACUCAUUCUGACAGAUAACGACUCCGAAUCACCUUUUAAUAUCGAAAAUGAAGAUAUUGCACCAAUAUCAGAAAAACGUGGUGAUAUUUACUCCACUAACCACUACUAUAAUGCUGACAUAGGAAAUGUGAAUGGAAUCCACAAACAGUUAAAUGGUGGAGUCAAGAACAUGACGUUAACAUUUGAGUCUCCCCAGGGGAGCAGCACUAGUAGCAGUUCAUCAGAAGCAGAUUCAGAAGAAGCAGAUGUGGAGAAUGGCAGUAAUCUAGCAAGAAUUCAAGAAGGUGAUUUAUUGCUUGGAAGAAAUGUGAUAAGGAAGGAUGAAGCUGAAAUGGACAGUUCUCUAUCAUCCUACCCCACUCAGCAGACUGAUCAGGGAACAGCUUGUUGUGAGUGCCAUGUCUGCAAACAGGAUGUCCCAGGCCCCUCUGCUUCAGACACUGAAGUGAGAUCUCUUCCUACUGGGCAUCAAUUUCGGAUCCCAGAAAAACCUGCCCACCCUGCUCUUCAUCUUUAUCCUCACAUCCAUGGACAAAUACCACUUCAUACUAUUCCUCACCUACCUCCUCCACUAAUCCACCCCUCAUUAUAUACAGCUUCCCCUUUUGCACAGAAUAAGGCAUUGGUUCAGAAUCAUACAAACAAUCAGCAAGCCCUUGGGACAUCAUUCCAAGAUUAUAUCUACCCAAGUGGUUUUGGAAGUACUACAGACUGGAAGAGUUCUAAAUUUCUAAGCAUUUGGGGAUCAGAAGUAAUGAAUGAGAAGGACUGGAAUGCCUCCACCUUUUUGCAAGAUGCACUUCCUGGGAGUGAUGUGGUAGCAUCAACUUUCUCAAAACCGGGACCUGAUGUACUUCCUGUAACAUCUAGAAAUGAAGGAAUGACAGUAACUGAUAGCAAAAAGAAGGAAAAUACUUCAAAGAAAAAAUGUCUCUAUCAUUUUCAAGAUGCAUUUAUGGACACUAACAAAGUAGUUAUGGCAACUUCCUCAGCAACCUCUUCAGUCUCAUGCACUGCUACUACAGUACAGUCAAGUAGCAACCAGUUUAAAGUUUCAUCUAAAAGAUCAUCAUCACUAGGUGAUGUGUUCCACAAAAUCAGUUCUGAGGAUCACAGAUGUUUGUCGUCAGCUUCACCACAAAACAAUCCCACUAGUUUAGCACCACUUCCUUCCAUUUCUCCUGUGGUGCUUUCUCCAGCUUCUACUGCCCAUCUCUCAAGUCCUAAUGCUCCAUCAUUCUCUAGAGUUAACACAACUGUUCCUUGCUUUGUGGAUCCCCAUUCAGGUGUUUGUCCCACAGCAGUUGUAUCUCCUUCAGCCAAAGAGAGCUUAAUUAGUGCUCCAUCAAGUGUUUGCAGCGACCCGAACUGUGAAGGCCAUCAUUGUGAGAACAGCAAUAUGUAUGACCAUCAACAGUACGAUGGUGAGGACAGCGAAGAUGAAGACAGCUGUUCAGAGCAUAGCUCAAGUACCUCAACAUCCACCAACCAGAGAGAAGGAAAAUACUGUGACUGUUGCUACUGUGAAUUCUUUGGUCACGGAGGCCCACCAGCGGCACCAACUAGUAGAAAUUAUGCUGAAAUGAGAGAAAAACUUCGCUUGCGAUUAACAAAGAGGAAAGAAGGACAACCCCAGAAACCAGAUCUGACCACAGAUAAGGAAAAUAUAGUUGAUCAUCGAAAAGUGGAAGAUUUGCUACAGUUUAUAAACAGCCCUGAGACUAAGCCUGUAAGCAGCACUCGGACAGCCAAAAGAGCAAGGCAUAAGCAAAAGAAGUUAAAAGAAAAGGCCCACAUUGAAACAGGCGCUAGAGAACAGGAGCAUCACCAGCUGCUUGAACAGCAACAUCCAGAAGAUGAGGAGGCACAACAACUGCAAGAGCUACAAGCUGUAAAGAAAAAGAAAAAAGAGAGAAUGAGCACUCAGAAAGUGAAGGUGCAUACUCAGAAUUGUCAAGCAAUGACGAAGUCUCUCCCAAACACCCCGGAAAGCAUUCAGAAUGAACUACUGGAAAAAAUUGAAACUUACUCUGAUUCAGCAGCAAAACAUGUAAACUAUGUUGAACAGGGGCCUGCUUCUGAAAAUUUCUGUGAGGUGUCUAAUCCAAUAAAUAGUAAAGACGCAAAGCUGCUCUUCAAGCCAGAGAUGACAAUGAAAUCACAUGAGCCCCUUUCUUUGCUCCUUAAUAUAAUGCACCACCACACAGAAGAUAAAAACAAACCGCAGAUAACACAAAUAAGUAAGCUGUUUGCUCAACAAUUGAAAAAGCCUUCCAAAAAGACUGAUGUGCAGCCUAAAAUAAAAAACAAAAUUCAGUCCAAGUCUCAAGUGGCAGAACUUCAGUCAUGUACUGUCCCCAAAUCAGAGGAGAAAAAACUAAGCACUAUUAAAACAAAGCAACUGAACCCUGUAACAAAAUCACCUUUUCUGAGAGGUUCCUUUUUUCCAAGUGAACAGUUGCAUAACAAGCUGCUAUUACAAGAUUGUCCUCAGCCAAAAGGCAAGAGCAAGAAAAAUAAGAAAAAGAAAAGUGAUAAAGGCAACUUCUCAGUUGACGAUGUAUUUUUGCCCAAAGACGUUGACCUAGACAGUGUGGAAAUGGAUGCAACGGAGCGGGAAGUGGAAUAUUUUAAAAGAUUCUGCUUGGAUUCUGCCAGGCAAACAAGGCAACGACUUUCCAUCAAUUGGUCCAAUUUUAGCUUGAAGAAAACCACCUUUGCUGCCCAGUAGAGGGCACAAUAUGGAGUAUGAAUUACUAACUUCACUUUCCCCUUUGCUGAAAACUGCUGUGGCCUUGAAACAACUUCAUUGGCAGUGCUGUGUGGAUCUUCACUGAUAAUUUAGCCUUCCCCCUGAUUAUUCUAGAAGACUGAAACAUUGCUACUUUCUCCCUACAUUUAUUAGUUUUUGUGAUUGAAGUCUGUGAAUGGAACUUUCCUGAUUGUAGCCUGCAGUUGUUGGAAUUGAAACAGUAGCAUGUUUCCAGUCUUGGGAGGAAACCUUGGCCUCAAAGGUUUUAAGCACCUGCAUUGAAACAAAGCUCCUAAUUUGCCUCAGCUGCCAUGGUGUUUGCCAUUUCGCUGUGACUUGUCCUUUAUAUAGAGUAAUGGAUCCAUCAAACUCUGCACUUCUCUGCUAUUAUAGACAUUUCUGAACAAAGUGUCGUGGAAAAAUUCAUCUUCCGGGACAAGCAUCUACUUUUGUUUUUCACAAUCUACUGUUAAGAAUGUACAAGUUAAGCUAUUUGUGUUUUGAUCCCUGAUUUAUAGCCAGGUUGUGUAAAAAAAAAAUACUUGCAGAAGAAAGUUUACCAAACAAGAGUACUUGUAUAUCUAAUCAGUAAAAUUGUAUAGCUAUAUUAACACUGAAGACUAUCUGGCUAAUUUUUAACAUAUUGUUAAGUAAUAUUAAAAUCAUGCCUUUCUUGUUGAAAGAUGGAAUACAUUAGUAAUCACAAAA
This is a messenger RNA of Elgaria multicarinata webbii, 4115 nucleotides long. It is a transcript of the gene FAM193A, whose product is annotated as family with sequence similarity 193 member A. The coding region runs from base 189 to 3386 and encodes 1065 amino acids. NCBI's taxonomy places the organism in Eukaryota, Metazoa, Chordata, Lepidosauria, Squamata, Anguidae. The record is from RefSeq and is a predicted model, not a curated record. The transcript has 16 exons.